Rubroshorea leprosula is the source of this 409-nucleotide messenger RNA. The record is from the annotation of a GenBank genome assembly. Lineage: Eukaryota; Viridiplantae; Streptophyta; Magnoliopsida; Malvales; Dipterocarpaceae.
AUGAAGUUCUUGGUUUAUCCUGAUUUCGGCUUGGAGAAAGAAACGGAGAUUUCAUGGAUAAUUCCGAUUCUCAGAUUUCGGGUAAUUCAAGCUCGAUCCCUUCUGAGCCUCCGGACAUCAGGAACUGGUUUUCAAGUUACAAGUAUGAAUCCUUUGUAUUGGAUACCUACCAUGAUUUUAGGAACUAUGUUUCAAGAGAUAGCGAAAGCAACAAAGAUGGGUUUGUAAAUGGAGAGAACAAGAGGGGAAAAGAAGAGAACUUGGUUGAAUCUGGGGAAAAGAGGAACAGUUAUGAUUCCUGUGAAGAUGGUUCUUUUCGAGAUAAAGAUUGUCUGAAUCAGAGUCUCAGUGAGAUACCAAAUUCUUUAGAGUCAGCCUCACUAGUUUCUGGUAUGUAUCAGUUCCUAUU